Scylla paramamosain (green mud crab) is the source of this 2593-nucleotide messenger RNA. RefSeq lists its product as uncharacterized. Lineage: Eukaryota; Metazoa; Arthropoda; Malacostraca; Decapoda; Portunidae. The coding region runs from base 31 to 393 and encodes 120 amino acids. The transcript is spliced from 2 exons. The record is from RefSeq and is a predicted model, not a curated record.
GUAAUCCAGGAAAUCAGAACUAUAACAGUUAUGGCAACUAUAACCAAGGAUGGGGUAACCAGAGUUAUGGUGGCUACAGCCAGGGAUACAACAGCAAUUGGAAUCAGCAGUAUUACCAACAACAACAGCAGACACCACAGCAACAACAACAACAGCAACAGUAUUGGGGAUCUGGCUAUGGGUAUGGCAAUCAAGGAUAUGGAUCAGGGCAACAGUAUGGUGCCUCAUCAGCCAGUCAGAACAAUUCUGCCAAUAGCAGCUGGGGUCAGCAGGGUGGCUGGAGUGGACCUGGACAGCAGCAGUGGGGUGGCAAUUAUAGUAAGCAAUCAUGGGGUGGAUCUGGAUACAGUUCCAGCAGUGGCCAGAGGAGGUAGAUUGUGUCACUACCUGUGAGCCAUUUUCUACAGUGUGUGAAAUGUAUGUGUAUUCUAACCAUAUACACUGAUCACAUAAAAACUUUUCAUGUACAAGAAGUCCUCAGUCUACACUGUUUCUUUUGUUAGUUAUAUUUUCUGUGAGUUUUUUACAACUAUCUCAGAUUCAUCUGGGUUCUUCAAUUUAAGAUUAAUUGAUUAGAAAUGUUUACAGGAACAUUUGUAGAGCUAAAUGAAUUGUGUGCAGCAAGAGGGCUUCAAGUUCUUUAUGUGGACACAAGCAGCAUGGUCACCAUCAACCACCUGCUUUAACUGUUCUACUAGUUAUAUUAUACUUUUUAUACAGUAAUCAUAUACAGCAAUUGCUAUUUGGAUUUUUAUUAUACAUUAUUGAAUUUGAUUAACAUGACAACUUUUGUUUUUAUUAAAUAUUGUGACAGUAAGCUUUUAACCCAUUCACUGUUGCACAAUAAAAGUCAUGAUGAAAUUAGUUUCAUUAUAUGAAAUAAAUAAUUAUGUUCAAGAUAGCAUUGACUCCCAUCCCUAAUACCUCUCUCACACACACACACACACACACACACACACACACACACACACACACACACACACACACACACACACACACACACACACACACACACACACACACACACAAACACACACACACACACACACACACACACACACACACACACACACACACACACACACACACACACACACACACACACAUUUAUACACAAUAUUUAUGUUCAUAUGGUGUGUAAAUGCACCAUUAUAUUUACAUGAAUAAAAUAAGUUUGUUGUCAAAUCAAGGAUCAAGCAGCACUUACUCCUGAGGAUGGGGAAACUUUUCACUGGGUUUUUGACAUCAUUUUGACAGUUUCAACAAAAAAAAAAAAAAAAAAAAAAAAUAUUUAUUUAUUUUUUACAUAAGCAUUACAGAAAUUCUACCAUUUCCUACAAAGAUAAGAUGCAUUAAAUUUGGUGACAAGUCAAGCUAGAGAACUUGUAUAACAGUUGUUUUGACAAAGUCUAAUUGAAAGUGAUGUAUGAUUAAUUUAUUAGCAAUGGGAUAAUAAAGUACAAAAAAAUAAAAGAAUUAUAGCAAGUAGUGGCAUUUACAUCCUACUAUAAUUAGACAUAGCCACUUGGUGUUAAUCUGUGGAAAUAUUGUUCAGUCUAUAAAGUUUCACUUUAUGUGCAGACACACCUGUAUAAGUGCAGGUUAAGUCCUUCCCCAACACAAACUGAAGAAUACUGGAAUGUUAAUUUCAUUCAUGCAUUUAUAAAGAUUGUUUCAUCUCUACAGUCUUGUUUACUUUUGUGAGAUUUUGUUAAAGAUGUCACAAGCUCAUUGGCAGUUCUCAAAUGGUGAGACACGAAUAAAAAUAACACUUAGUGCUGUAUUUAUUAUAUGAAUAAGUUGCAUUGAUAUUUAUUUAUAUGGUAGUUUUACUUGUAUAUCCAAUUUGUAAUUAUGUACUGUACAUUCAUUCAAGCUAGAAAACUUUAUUACCAUAAGAGUCUAAAAAAAUUUUUUAUUUCUAUUUUACUGACUUACAAUCCAUUCAAGGUAAUACCUUAAUGAGACUAUAACCUGUAUUGAUGAAUCAAAUUAUCGUAAAUGUAUUAUCCUCAGAUAUCCAAAACUAAGAUUCUAGGAAACAUCUGAAGCUGUUUGAUCAGGAAAAAGUUGUGUAAGAUAUCUUUUGAGUGGAUAUUUGCAGGGUAAAGCCUCUGUAUCCUAGAUAAGAACACAUGAGGUUGUAUGAGAGAAAAGUCAGUGCAAGUGCUUAACAAUGAAUGGGUUAAAAAUAUUUGAUAAGAAAAAUAGGAUGAACUUUUAGUGCUUUAGGUGAUGGAGGAGAGAUCAAAUAUUAUUUAGUGUUUAGUUUAGCACCUAGACCAGAGGUGCAUAUUGUCUGAUGGAGAAACCUGAAUGUGGAUGUUGUGUAAAUUUGACUUGAGUAAAUAGUAAUUAUAUAUAGUAACCAAAUUGUCUUAAAAUUUCAUAGUUCUAAGGUUUUCUUUACUGCUUGAAAAAGUUUGAGUGCAACAAAACAUGUACAAAUUCUUGAAAUGUAGUCACAAUAUAUAUAUUGCUUGUAAGCAUCUUGUAGUGAUAAGAUAGGUACAUGGAAUAUUAUUUGUGCAUAUGUUUUCACAUGAACAUAUUGUGUGCUUCAUAGAGAAUCAUUAAACAUACAGUAGACUUA